GCAGGUGGCUAAGGAUGCACUUCCCGGGUACCAUCCCCUUUCCCAAAUAUAAAUUCUCAGGUGCUCGGACGUAUAAGAUGCUCGACCUUCAGAACCCGUGCCGUUCACCCACAGAAAGAAUGGAGUUCCCCUGCCCCAACAAGCAAAUCCUUUUCAGCAGCCCUGUGCUGGCAAGCCCAGAGCUUUCUGGGAUCCCCGGAGGCCCCUUCCAAGGAACUCUCCCACAUGCGGCCCCUCUAUCGGAUGCACAGGAUCGUCGAUAUAUCGAGCCCGAAGAUCUACCGAAUUAUAGUGAUAGCGAGUCCGAUUAUAGCGAAUUGAAUAGCGGCUGGGACACCGUUCCUUCCCCGCUAAUUGGAGAGCUCAGACAUGGCAACACCAAAGCCCAACGCAACAACAUUACCGGUAUAUACGGGGGUGUCAAUGCAAUUGCCGGUGGCAGUGACAAUGAGAGUGAUGCAAGCAUACCAAUGCUGUCGGUCGAUGACAGCAUUAGCCAUCCUGAGCUGGUCAUCACCAAGCCACCUGCACAGCCAUCCACCAGCCGAGAUCGCAUUGACCUACUGUCGUCACGAGAUUUCACACAUCCCGGAACGGGCUACCGCAGAAGAAAGAACCGAGGGUCCAUCCUUCCAGCCAAGCAACGCCGCGUAGCAAAACAAAGCAGCACACUGUCUAAAAGGGGCGAGAAGAGUGCAGUACAACGCACGUCAACUUCGACUUCAAAAAGGGCUGGAUACACGGCAGAAGAAGAUGCAAAGAUCCACCGGCUGAAGGAACAAGGACUGUCCUGGCUCGAGAUCACUGAGUAUUUUCCAGGACGUACUCCUGGGGCCAUUAGGAUGAGGUAUCACAACAAGCUCAAGCCCACCUCCUCCCGAAGCGAAACUCAGAAAUUGUGUGAUUAUCCUCAGACACGUUCAGUAGUUGACAAUGCUAGUGACGAAGAGUGGGAGGUAGAAGAGAUUUGUGAUCAUAGAAAGCUGGAUGACGGCAGCUUGCAACUCCUUGUGAAGUGGAAAGGCGGAGAGGAGACAUGGGAACCUUACGAGAAUGUGGAAGAGACGGAGGCGCUUGAUGAGUAUGAGCGCCGUCAUGGUCUGGUUAUUGUAGAUAUUGUUUAAACCUUUGCCUCGAAUACAAAUUGAAACCUAUUUCCA
Molecule: messenger RNA, 1160 nt
Organism: Parathielavia appendiculata
Lineage: Eukaryota; Fungi; Ascomycota; Sordariomycetes; Sordariales; Chaetomiaceae
Exons: 3
Coding region: 120-1124 (334 amino acids)
Source: RefSeq, a predicted model, not a curated record